This is a messenger RNA of Python bivittatus (Burmese python), 765 nucleotides long. NCBI's taxonomy places the organism in Eukaryota, Metazoa, Chordata, Lepidosauria, Squamata, Pythonidae. The record is from RefSeq and is a predicted model, not a curated record.
CUUCAUAGCCCGAUGUAUUUUUUCCUCUUUAAUUUGUCUAUACUGGAGAUUGGAUUCACAUUCUCCAUCAUUCCAGCCACACUAUCCAACCUUCUAUCAACAACAAAAACAAUUUCAUUUUAUGGCUGGCUAAUUCAGUGCUACUUUUAUUUUUUUCUUGGAGUGGCAGAGUUUCUCCUCUUGGCUGUUAUGUCCUUUGAUCGCUACAUAGCAAUAUGCAAUCCUUUACACUACCAUUCUGUUAUGAACGUCAGAGUCUGUAUUUACCUUGUCCUUUCUUGCUGGCUUACAGGAUAUUUCUUUAUGAUGUGGCCUGUGGCUGCUAUAGCCAACUUGCCAUUCUGCAGAUCUAAUAUCAUUGAUCAUUUUUUUUGUGACAUUGAACCUCUUCUUGCUCUUGCUUGUUCCAACACACACUACACUGAGCUUUUGGAUUUCUCAAUAGCUAUCAUUGUCCUUUUGGGAUUGUUGACAAUAACGGCUGUAUCCUAUAUUUAUAUCAUCACCACAGUGCUAAAAAUCCCAUCCACCACUGGAAGACAGAAGGCCUUCUCCACUUGUAGUGCCCACAUCAUAGUGGCUUCCUUAUAUUAUGGAAGCGCAAUAUUUAUGUAUCUGAGGCCAUCAAAUUCACCAUCUCUAGAUCUCAAGAAAGUUGUGAGCAUCUUAACAGCGGUAAUAACUCCAACGCUCAAUCCUUUCAUUUACACACUGAGAAACAAAAAAGUGAAAGAGGCCGUCAGAGACUUAAUAAGACAAAGAUAA